GCGGUGAACUGCUCUCACCUCAGCACCUGAGAAGCAGGGCAUAGUUGAGUCCAGCCGGCCCUAUUGAGAAGAAACCUUUGCUGUCCGAUCCUUCAGUUGGAAGGCACUCUUGCUGGGGUGGCAAGCUGUUGGGUAGGAUUUCCCGACCCACCGGGUGGUGGUGACUGGCAGAGUGGGACUGCUGAGCCGUAGUCCGCAGCAGGAUUUGGCUUUUUGGUAGUAAAGGUAACUAAGAAAUAAGCAGUCUUAGGUGGUUAGUAGAAGCCGACGGACCUCUGUCUUUUACUCAUGCGUCUCCUUCUGAUGUGUAGCAGACGCCAACAUGCAGAUCUUCGUGAAGACCCUGACGGGCAAGACCAUCACUCUUGAGGUCGAGCCCAGUGACACCAUCGAGAAUGUCAAGGCCAAGAUCCAAGACAAGGAAGGCAUCCCACCUGACCAGCAGAGGCUGAUAUUCGCGGGCAAACAGCUGGAGGAUGGCCGCACCCUGUCCGACUACAACAUCCAGAAAGAGUCCACCUUGCACCUGGUGCUGCGUCUGCGCGGUGGCAUCAUUGAGCCAUCCCUUCGUCAGCUUGCCCAGAAGUACAACUGUGACAAGAUGAUCUGCCGCAAGUGCUACGCACGCCUGCACCCUCGUGCAGUCAACUGCCGCAAGAAGAAGUGCGGCCAUACCAACAACCUGCGCCCCAAGAAGAAGGUCAAAUAAAGCUGUGGUCAUACCUGGCAUGUGACCCCGGGACCAAAUAAAGUCCCCUUCCAUCCACUGGAGCAGUAA
Mus musculus (house mouse) is the source of this 778-nucleotide messenger RNA. It is a transcript of the gene Uba52, whose product is annotated as ubiquitin A-52 residue ribosomal protein fusion product 1. The transcript is spliced from 3 exons. Lineage: Eukaryota; Metazoa; Chordata; Mammalia; Rodentia; Muridae. Bases 323 to 709 code for a protein of 128 amino acids. Gene Ontology annotation, cellular component: nucleus; ribosome; cytoplasm. Gene Ontology annotation, biological process: translation. Gene Ontology annotation, molecular function: structural constituent of ribosome. The record is from RefSeq and is marked validated.